Molecule: messenger RNA, 3733 nt
Organism: Xyrauchen texanus (razorback sucker)
Lineage: Eukaryota; Metazoa; Chordata; Actinopteri; Cypriniformes; Catostomidae
Product: transcription factor MafB-like
Exons: 1
Coding region: 406-1512 (368 amino acids)
Biological process (GO): regulation of transcription by RNA polymerase II
Cellular component (GO): nucleus
Molecular function (GO): DNA-binding transcription factor activity, RNA polymerase II-specific; RNA polymerase II cis-regulatory region sequence-specific DNA binding
Source: RefSeq, a predicted model, not a curated record
AGUGAGUGCUGGAUGAAAUCUCUGCGGUGCAGAGCUAGAAAACAACAACAACAAAAACAGCACCCAUCCACUUCAACGCAGCUUUUCUGGCUUAAGGACAUAAUACAGUAUUUGGAGUAUCCGGGACAGGAGCCAUCCACCGGUACUCGCCUGUUUCUUGUAUUUAUGUUUUUAAGUCUGGCGAGAGGACGCGCACUUGCGCACUGAGACUUGACUUUCUCCAGUCUUGAGCAGAGUCCGAAGACGACUGCAGCUGUCGAGGUUUGCCUGCCCUUAUGAAGCAAAUGUCGUUCGCAGUGCAUUAGUCCAGAAAGUUUUUCUUUUCUUUUCUUUGUUUGUUGUUUUAACAUUUUGAUGCCCCAGCGCUCCAGUGCGUCGUGUUUGGACACUCGCUGAGAACAUUGCAUGCGAACAGAGGGGAAAGAACAGCAAAAGUCGGUUUUUGCGACGCUGGUAAACACUUUGCUGAAGAGCAGGGACACGAUGAGCUCUGAUCUCUCCAUGGGGCCCGAGCUGCCCACCAGCCCGCUGGCGUUGGAAUAUGUCAAUGACUUUGAUUUAAUGAAAUUCGAGGUGAAGAAAGAGGCCAUGGCGGGGCUCGACCGCUCCAACGUACGGCAGUGCAAUCGCCUCCAGCCACAGGGCUCCGUAUCCUCAACCCCGAUCAGCACCCCGUGCAGCUCAGUCCCGUCCUCCCCGAGCUUUAGCCCAACGGAACAGAAGAACCACCUGGAAGAGCUGUACUGGAUGCCCAGCAGUGCUUACCCGCAGCAGAUCGACCCUCAGACGUUAAGCCUGACGCCCGAAGACGCCGUGGAGGCGCUGAUCGGGGCCACAGCCCACGGGCACCCUCCACCCCCUCACGUUCAGCAGCAGCUGCAGGCGGGAGGGUUCGAUGGCUACAGGGGAGCGCAUCACCACCACGGCCACCCGCAGCAGCACCACCACCAAUACGGCGGGAUCCCGCAUCACCCGGACGAGCUGCCGGGUCACCCCAGCGCGCACGGCCACCACCCGCACCACCAUCAUCACGUCCAGGACCCCGACAGCCCUUCUCCUGACUCCCCUGAGUCCCACCAGCAGCUCCACCACCGUCAUCAUCACCAUCACCACCUGGGCCAACAGGGUCACCAUGGCGUGGGGGCUGGCCUUAACGUGGAGGACCGUUUCUCCGACGACCAGCUGGUGUCCAUGUCGGUACGGGAGCUCAACAGACACCUGCGAGGCUUCACUAAGGACGACGUGAUCCGUCUGAAGCAGAAGCGCCGGACUCUGAAGAACCGGGGUUACGCGCAGUCCUGCCGCUACAAGCGCGUGCAGCAGAAGCACGUGCUGGAGAACGAGAAGACGCAGCUCAUCAAUCAGGUGGAGCAGCUCAAGCAAGAGAUCAAUCGGCUGGCCCGAGAGAGAGACGCCUACAAACUCAAGUGCGAGAAACUGACCGGAGCGAACGGGUUCCGCGAGGCGGGAUCCACCAGCGACAACCCGUCCUCUCCAGAGUUCUUCAUGUGAGUGCGGUUCUUUUGACUGAGAGACAUCCGAGCAGUCCACAUGACCUGCUACGAUCAUUCUAAUAACAACAACAGAUAUAUUUACAUUAGAAGAAUAAUCCACAAGAAAUAAUAAUAUUAUGUAAUCGUGGCCACCGAACCUGGCAACUGAAAUACUAUGAACAUGUUAGAAUGUUAUCUUUGGGGGAAACUGUAGAUUAGUUGCUCGUAGUACUUUAGGAACAAAAGAGAAAGCCAAGAACUGGGUUUUAUAUUUAGGGUAACUUCAGAUCAGAGCCUUCUUUCCAUUUGAUUUGUUCUCGGUUGUUCAGGAAAAAGGGGAGGACAGAAAGACCUAUGUUUGGGCUGUACGGAGAGAGGAACUAUGUACUUUUUCCACAAAGAGUUGAGAGCACCACAAUAUGCAAAACCUUCUACUUCUCCUGAAUUAAGCCGACAGGGGGACGUUAUGCAACAUCUUAUUGGUUUAUUGCCUGCUUGGUUAUAUAUAGAUAUAUAUUAAAAGAAAAAGAAAAACGAUAAAAACAGAUACAUAAAUCUGCAUUAAGAUAUUAAUCCUGCAUGCUGGACAUGUAUGGUAAUCAUUUUUAUUUUAUACCCUAACCCUUUUCUUUCUUUCUUUCUUUCUUUCUUUCUUUCUUUCUUUCUUUCUUUCUUUCUUUCUGUUUGUUAUGUAUCAUAAAAGAGCAUGUUUUUGACCUUUAGCUCUUUUUGGGGAGACGAGACUGGCUCUCCAGUUGCUCAAUAAUGGGUUCAUUUGGGCUUGUAAAUAGAUGAACAGCAAACCCAUGGAACCGACAUCGAAGAGCUGAUUGUUUUCCAACUAUUAUGUUUGUUUCUCAUUUUGGGAAUGGAUUUCCAGUAAUGGACAUUUUUGUAGUUGCAUUUUAACUUUGUAACGGGCACUUUUGGGUAAUGAUUUUGGUAUUUGCAGUUGUCAUAUGGAGUUAAAAGUGUUUUUUUUUUUUUUUUUUUUUUUAAAGGGAUACAAAUCUGUAUCAAGAAACCCAGUUUUGUUGAUUUAGGCUGGUGCAUUAUCUAUUCAAUAGUAUAAGCAAUACUUGGGCCUUUAUGUCGUGUCGUUUCACUUUUGAUGGAUUUAAUUUUAACGAACGGGAACACUUUCAUCAACAUUUAUUUUAUUUAUUUUUUUUUUGUUUUUUUGUGACAUGAGCUGCCUGCCAGUUUUAUAACAUUUCAAAGAAUAGUUUCUAUAAUCAGUCCAGCUCGAGGGUGAAGGCUUCCUAAAUCAGGGGUUUGUGUAUUAUUGGCUAACAUGAAAACUGCGCAUGUAUUUCAAUGGAAAGUUUCAAUGUUAAAUGUUAAAUCUUUAUUUUUUUUUUCUGCCGGUCAGUAAAAAAAUAAGGGAUUCAGGUUCUGCAUAUAAUCUCAAAAUGAAAAUUAUGUCUCAUGUUAUUGUUCUGUUUUUGUUUGUUUUAUUAUAAUGUGUAAAUUCUGGUUCUGCUGGCCAGAUGCAUAGUUUUUAUUUUAAUUAUUAAAUUAACAAACUGUCCGAUUACAUUGAAUAAGCAUGGUGCUUGCAUCUAAGAAAUAUUGUUAAAAAGUCAUGCAUUUAACAAUCUUUUUUUUUUCUUUCUUGGUUUAUUACUGAUUCAACUGUGUUGAAAUCAAAUGUAAACUGCAGCAGCGGGUUGUUGUUUUGUUUGUUUGUUACUUUCACGUAUUAUGUAGGGAUCAAUUUUGAAAACUGUUUAUAUAAGUGGAAAAAAUAAUAGAGUUCCAUUCGGACUGUUUCAUUCAGGCUGGUUUCUGUUUCGUUUUUGCUGUUUUUGGAAGAAAUUGUUUCCUAUUUUGCUUAUUAAAGUCAGUGAAAUGACAUCGAUUUGGCAGCCAGUCAUUUAAUGUGUCAAUUCCUGUGUCUGUCCAAGUUAUACAACUUUAAGGGCUCACAGCAUGACGCAUUGAUUUAGAUCAUGUUCAAUGGCUUAUUUAAAAAUGUACAUUUUGACGGGUGUAUAAUAUUUGUGAGCAGGCCUUGCCGUGCAGACUUUAUCUCGCUGUUGCAAUAUGAGGCAGAUGGGCAGCGCUCCAAGUAUAAAUUCAUUAUUUUUAAGACUGCAAGCUGUUUGACGUUUCAUUUAAAUGUAUAUUGAUAAGGAAAAAUGACAGUCCAAUUAACAUUAUAAUUGAAAUGUAUUUAUAUCUCGUUUAUGAGCGCAUAUUUUAAAUGUAGGCCUAUUAAGAGCGGAUGUACACGUUUA